GUUGCAGCGAAGUGAUAUGGUUAGAGCGCGUGUGGCGCACACCCCAAUAACCAGAAGAGAAAAACAUAAGAGAAGCCGCUCUAACUGUUUUGGUCUUACUCGCUCACUCCAACUCCGCACAUUGUAUGGUCUGAAAGAAACCAAUGGCUACUUCCAAGAUAGGACUCCGAGUCCCGACUCACCGAGUCACCACCGUCGCCACUCUCUCGUCCGUCGCAUUUUCUCCGCCGCCGCAUCGUCUCUUCCUCUUCAACUCGCGACGCCCCCUCCGCACUCGCCCCCUCCGAGUCGCCGCCUCCUCCUCCGUGGCCUCGCCAGGAAAAGGGGUUGAGAAUGUGGUAAUUAUAGGUUCGGGCCCUGCAGGAUACACGGCUGCAAUAUAUGCAGCGCGUGCCAAUUUGAAACCUCUCGUGUUUGAGGGGUACCAAGCUGGUGGUGUCCCUGGGGGACAGUUGAUGACUACAACUGAAGUGGAGAAUUUUCCAGGAUUUCCAGAUGGCAUAACUGGACCUGAUCUGAUGGACAGGAUGCGACGGCAAGCUGAGCGCUGGGGAGCAGAAUUGUAUCAGGAAGAUGUUGAAGCUAUUGAUGUGAAAAGUAGUCCUUUUACUGUACAAAGUAGUGAACGUAAGGUUAAGUCCCAUACUGUCAUUUUUGCUACCGGAGCUACUGCAAAACGACUAAGGCUACCCCGAGAAGAAGAAUUUUGGAGCCGAGGAAUUAGUGCUUGUGCAAUAUGUGAUGGAGCAUCCCCUCUAUUUAAGGGUCAAGUUCUUGCUGUUAUUGGAGGGGGCGAUACGGCUACAGAAGAAGCAUUAUACCUGACAAAAUAUGCUCGCCAUGUGCACUUACUUGUACGUCGGGACCAACUCAGGGCUUCCAAAGCUAUGCAAGAUAGAGUGUUUGACAAUCCCAAUGUCACUGUGCACUUCAGUACAGAGGCUGUGGACCUUGUAAGCAACACAAAAGGACAGAUGUCUGGCAUUUUAGUUCGAAAUGUUGAUAAUGGGGAGGAAUCCGUGCUUGAGGCAAAAGGUCUAUUUUAUGGCAUAGGGCAUUCACCAAAUACCCAACUGUUAAAAGGACAAGUUGAACUUGACCCCUCUGGCUAUGUACAAGUUCAGGAGGGCACUGCAAGAACCUCAGUUGAAGGUGUAUUUGCUGCUGGAGAUGUGCAGGACCACGAAUGGAGGCAAGCCAUAACUGCUGCUGGAUCUGGAUGCAUUGCUGCUUUAUCAGUUGAGAGAUAUCUUGUGAGCAACAAUCUUCUUAUUGAAUUCCAUCAGCCCAAAACUGAAGAGGUUAAGAAGGAACUAACAGACAGGGAUGUUCAAGAGGGCUUUGACAUUACACUAACAAAGCAUAAGGGUCAGUAUGCUCUACGAAAAUUGUACCACGAGAGUCCAAGGCUUAUAUGUGUAUUAUAUACAUCACCAACGUGCGGUCCAUGUAGGACUCUGAAGCCAAUCCUUAGUAAGGUGAUCGAUGAAUUUGAUCAGAAUGUACAUUUUGUUGAAAUUGAUAUAGAGGAAGAUCCAGAAAUAGCAGAAGCGGCUGGAAUAAUGGGUACUCCAUGUGUGCAGUAUUUUAAAAACAAGGAGAUGCUCAAGACUGUCUCAGGAGUCAAAAUGAAGAGAGAAUACAGAGAAUUCAUUGACGCAAAUAAAUAGAAGUAUUUAGAAACAUUCAAGGGUGACACUCGAAUUGUGUGAUUCAAUUUUGUUUUCCAUUUUAGCCAGCUGAAUAGCGCUGUCAAUUUUGACAACUAUUCCUUGAACUUAAUAGCAACUUUAUAGAUUGUACAUGUAGAGCUACCAGUCACUAUUAUUUUGAUUGUUAAAUAUUACAUGUUUCUUAUUUAAAUUCAGCAAGUCUCAACUACGAACUUCUCGUAGACAACAUUGUGGUGGGGAAAAUGUAACCCUCAUCCAAGCUCAAAUGUCUUCUUAUUUAUUAUUUUUGGAUAUUCGAAUUGAUAAGAUUCUAUCAAAUUUAAUGUAUCCUAUCAUGCAUUUGUUUAUUAUCAUGACAGUAUAUGUCAGCAUAGACUGAUACCUGACCUCACGUUAAAUAAGAUUUUCUACCUAUAUGGUC
Molecule: messenger RNA, 2094 nt
Organism: Abrus precatorius (Indian licorice)
Lineage: Eukaryota; Viridiplantae; Streptophyta; Magnoliopsida; Fabales; Fabaceae
Product: NADPH-dependent thioredoxin reductase 3
Exons: 10
Coding region: 144-1670 (508 amino acids)
Biological process (GO): removal of superoxide radicals
Cellular component (GO): cytoplasm
Molecular function (GO): thioredoxin-disulfide reductase (NADPH) activity
Source: RefSeq, a predicted model, not a curated record